This is a messenger RNA of Oryza sativa Japonica Group (Japanese rice), 1490 nucleotides long. RefSeq names its product 1-aminocyclopropane-1-carboxylate oxidase homolog 1. Lineage: Eukaryota; Viridiplantae; Streptophyta; Magnoliopsida; Poales; Poaceae. The record is from RefSeq and is a predicted model, not a curated record.
UUUAAGACCAUAAUACCCCUAUUGUUGAUAGAGAGGAAGGGAGAGAGGGGAGCGGCAGCCAGUGCUCGCCGGCGGCAGGCCAUGAGCAUGCGAGGGAGCGCGGUUGCGGGCUGCGAGCACGCGGGGGAGGGUUGCCAGCGGCGACGGGGGAGGACGAUGGUGGUGUCGACGCUGGGAUGAAGAUGGGUGACAAGGUGGACGGGGUGUUGCCCGCUCUAUCCUCCUCUGCCGUUGUCGUUGGAGGCGGCGAGCGCGCACACAUGCUGCAAGUUGCGAGCGCCGCCAUCCUCCUUCCACCGUCGAUGCCGCCCUACACGUCGUCGGCUCCUCCUUGUGAUGCGUCGUCUCCGCCGCUACCCACCUCCACCUCGUCGCCCAGUCGUCCUCCCCCUUCGGCGCCGCCACCCUCCUCCGCACAUCGCAGUCCGCCCCCGCGUGCUCGCCGCCCGCCACCGGCGAGCACUAGCUCAGCCUUCUCCCAGGCGCUCACAUUCCUCUCUGUCCAUAGCAGAGGUAUUCUGGUCUUAAAACUUUUUAAAGUGGCAAAAUAUCCUAAAAAUAACCUAUUAAGUGGCAUUUUAUCAUUGCCAUUCUAAUGGGUGAUAUUUCGUCGAAACCACACGAAAAGAGUGGCAUAGCAUAUUGUCCUUUUUCUCCCUCUCAACCAACCGUCAGUGCGUUCUUCCUACCGCUUGAAUUCUCGUCUCGCCGCGGCGAUUCCACGCUCCCCUCCAAGCCUUUCACCAUGUCUGCCACCUACGACCGCGAAGCCGAGCACCGCGCGCUCAACGCCACCUUGUCCGGAGUCCACGGCCUCGUCGCCUCGGGCGUCACCGCCGUCCCCAGCAUCUUCCGCGUCCCGGACCCCGAACCACCGCCGCCGCCGCCGAGCAGCAGCCAAGAAUCGCCGCCGCUUCCACCGUCCAUCCCGGUGGUUGACCUCGGUGGCACGGGCGGGGACAGGGAGGCAGUGGUCGUGACCAUCCGGCGCGCCGCGGUGGAGUGGGCAUUCCUCUAGGUGACGGGCCACGGCGUACCGGCGGAGGUGGCCGGCGCCGCGGGCGGCAGCGAGGGCAGCGACAAGGCGCGGCUCUACUCGCGUGACCCGGCGAGGGCCGCCAAGUACAACUGCAACUUCGACCUGUACCAGUCGCCGGCGGCCAACUGGCGCGACAUGCUCUACCUCCGUAUGGCACCCGACCCGCCGCCCGCCGGUGACCUGCCGGAAUACUGCCGGUGAGAGCCGCUCUUUUCUUUUCCUUUUUUCCCCCAUUCUUUUUAUUUUUUUAGUACCAGUAAAUCUGUGGCUGUAAAUAACGUUUGCUUUUUUGAAGAAUAGUAGAAGAGUUCCAUAUAUUUUGCAUAACUUUUACUACUCAAUUGUUCCACAAUUAGCCUGGACUGACUGGAAUCGCAAGAAUCCAAUGACCAUUACUACUAAAGCAUGUGUAUAUUGUUCAUCUGAAAAUGGGUACUCAAAAUUCCUGUUA